AUGCAAUUUACAAUUCAAAAUGUAACAAAGGAAUGUGUCUAUUGCUACGAAACAGCAGAGUGUACAAGUGUGAACAUAUGCACGUGUGGGCUUACAGUCUGUUUACAGCAUACAGAUAUGCAUAGGAGUAAGUUUGGGUGCAAGGUAGUCUGCAAUAUGAAAGAGAACGUAAAUAAGCAAAUUGAGGUGAGUGUCCGGGAAUCAAGAUUCCUAGAAGAGCAUCUGGAAAACAUAAAGGCCAUUGGAACAGGUAAAAUAGAAGAGGGUGUGUCGAUGAUUUUGUCAAACAUGUUCAAUUCUCCAAAGGAUUCUGUUUUCUGCCCACAUAUAGAACAAAAGCCAAUUGAAUUUGAAAAACCAGCAAAAUGUAGCAUGUGUGAGAUAACAAAGAAUCUGUGGAAAUGUAUAGGUUGUAGCUUCGUAGGAUGCAGUAGGAAACAGUAUGGAGCAGUUGGAAACAGUCAUAUGCUGGAACAUGCAAAAUCAGAACAUGAUAGUAAUAUGCAUAAACAGGCAAUAUUUGUUUCAACCACAAACAAAAUAUACUGUUAUGAAUGCAAUGAAUUUAUUAACAAUGGUCCGCCUACAAAAUGUGUAGCCAAUGAAACAGCCACUGAGGCAAUGAAUCUACUGUUUGACCUAAAUACGGAGGAGAAGAUGCUUGUUGAAAAAUGCAAUCGAAAGAUAAAAAUCCAUAACAGACACAUAACAAGGGACACUGAUUUCAGCUUCCUUGAAAAAUACCACGAGAAUAUCAGGGAAGAGGAUAUUUUAGAAGAAGCUAAUCAAAUUGGAAUCGUCAACGAAGGAAACACGUGUUUUGUUUCUGGUGGCCUCCAUUUAUUGAGUCAACUUCUAUGCAAGGACAUGUCUAUGCAUUUUAUGGUAUGUGAAAAUAACCCAUUGAAAUGCAUAACCUGCCAAAUUAUCAAAAUUACCAAUAAGUUGAAUAAUUUUGAUGAAAGCAUGCUAGUUGGAGAUGGAAUGGUUGAUAUUGCACCAUUCUUGGAUCUAUUCUACAUCAACUACACAUAUGCAUUCCAACUUGGUACACAAGCUGACUGUUGUGAAUUCAUUCAGGUCAUUCUGGAGAAACUCAAAUCAGAUGAAGAAUGUGGUUUGAUUGAAAGUGUCACCAAAAAAGCAGAAUAUUCAGUGGUGUAUGAAAUAGAAUGCAAUGCAUGCAACAAGACGAGUACACGAAAAGAAGGUGGAACCGUUUUGUUGCUGAAUUUUGCAAAAAGUGUUGGUGAAGCAUUGGAGAAUAUGCAGGAAAUGGAUGAAACAUGCACACAUUGCAAUCAUCAGGCAAAGGGUACUCUGGUUGAAAUGCAUGUUCCAGAAGAGUUGAUUAUUUGCCUACAAAGAACAAAAAUAUCAAAUGGAGUUGGUAUCAAAAUAUUGGAUGCAGUUGAUGUUGAAAGAGAGAUCUAUAUCCAGGGAUGCAAAUACACCUUAAAAGGAUCAAUAAUUCACAAAGGACCGACGUUGAAUUCAGGCCACUACAUUUAUUAUGAUUCAAAAGAAGAUGUGGUAAUCAAUGACGAAAUAGUUAGAAAAACAAAGAAUGACGAUUUAGAACAGGGAUACAUGUUCAUUUAUAAAAAAGAAGAAUAA
Molecule: messenger RNA, 1617 nt
Organism: Enterospora canceri
Lineage: Eukaryota; Fungi; Microsporidia; Enterocytozoonidae
Source: the annotation of a GenBank genome assembly